AUGUUUGCCAAAGAGCCUCAUAUUAAGCCUUUGUCGAAUCUCAAAAACAGUGACCGCAAGAAGUUACAAUCGACCAUUAAAAGACAGAUUAAUGAGGAAUACAAUUUGCCAACAGCUGUUAUCAAACAAACGAGUUUUCAAGUAGCAAAUGUUGCUGGCUCCAUUUACACCGAUGAGAGUAAUAAGCCAAUCUGGUUUAAAACAAAGUUUGAGGAUCAAUUGUAUCCUACUAUCUUCUCAUUAUGGAAUCUUCAAAUGCAGUUACUUCCGAUCAUCUUAACUCAUGACUUUGUCAUUGAAAAACACAUCCUAGGAGGUGCCCAAUUGAUGUUACCUGGCACAGUUCCUCCAUUUCCUUCAAACGUGAAAAGAGGCUCAAUUGUUGGGAUUGCAUCUACAAAGGACCCAUUAUUAGUAAAAGCUAUUGGUAUCGCAGAAAUGGAUCUCUGCGGAAUAUCACACGUUAUUGGAACAAAAGGUAUUGCCGUGAGGGUUGUUCAUUACCUUGAUGAUGGAUUAUUCAAAGCUUUCAAGUUGGAAUUGGAACCACCAGCUGUCGUGUAUAACAGCGAACCCAUUGAAACAACAGCAAUAGAAACACAGACUAGCAAAUAUGGUGAACAGCUUGAUGAGGAGAGCAAUCACUUAGAAAGAAGCAGCAGUCAGUCACCUGUGAAUGAAAUUGCAGAUGAGCUAGAAGAAAUGAGCAUUGAAGACGUCGAUCACAUGUUGAUGCGCGCAGUUAAGUAUUCUAUUAAAUUUGACGACAAGAUCACAUUGCCUAUUGUCGCGUCUACCUUCAUUUCUAACCAUGUAAUGAAGAACUUGCCCGAUGUUGAUACCAAUAUGGUGAAUAUCAAGAAGUCUUCCUGGAAGAAGGCAACUAAACUCCUUAAAUAUUUGGAAGACGAAGGAUUCUUGAAGCUAAAGGGCAAGAAUGACAGUUGCACCGUUAUCUCGCUAAACAAGAAUCAUAAGGAUUUAACAAACAUGGAAGCCUACAAGACCUUGGCAACUAUUGCUAAGAAAUCCUCAGGUGAUACUACAAACCAAUCAAAUAAAAACAAGAUAACAGCAUAUUCUGGUGAAAAUCUUUAUAAACCAAUGAGCGCAUGCCAAAGAUUCAUUACCGGAAUAACCGCCGAUGUCCCACAGAGUUACUACACUCAACAAGAGUUAAAAAAGCUUCUAGAUUUGUAUGUCGCCAAUAACAAUCUAAUAGAUCCGGAGAACAAAUCUCUUGUCAAAUAUGAUGAUACGCUUUAUCAAAUGUCUAACAGAGCUCCCCAAAAUGGUGGAAUACAGAAAAUUGCAAGAGGGCUAAUAGUUUCGCCCACUUUCCUCUCAAAAAACUUCAACACCUACCACCAAAUCUACAAGCCUAAUGGUGAACCGCUUCUCAAAGUACCAGAGAAGGGACCCAUCCCAACUCUUGAAAUUGUCACGGAGAAGAAAAUUGGUAGGAAGGUCAUCACAAGAGUCACUAAUUUUGAAAAGUUUAAAAUUGACUCUGAAGAAUUAGCUGCUGCAUUAAGAAAGAAGUGCAGCGGAUCCACCACCAUUGGUGAGUCUAAAUCGACGAAAACUGCUGAAGUCCAGGUUCAGGGUCCACACGGUUCAAUCGUAAUCUCUAUUUUGAAUGACUACGGUAUUCCUACUAAAUGGAUUUCGUUUGAAAAUAAAGUCAAACCAAAACAAAAGAAGAAGCUGUAA
Messenger RNA from Kluyveromyces lactis, 1713 nucleotides. It is a transcript of the gene TMA64, whose product is annotated as Tma64p. The transcript has a single exon. The record is from RefSeq and is a predicted model, not a curated record. NCBI's taxonomy places the organism in Eukaryota, Fungi, Ascomycota, Saccharomycetes, Saccharomycetales, Saccharomycetaceae. Gene Ontology annotation, molecular function: translation initiation factor activity. The coding region runs from base 1 to 1713 and encodes 570 amino acids. Gene Ontology annotation, biological process: translational initiation; formation of translation preinitiation complex.